Messenger RNA from Plectropomus leopardus (leopard coralgrouper), 630 nucleotides. Lineage: Eukaryota; Metazoa; Chordata; Actinopteri; Perciformes; Serranidae. The record is from RefSeq and is a predicted model, not a curated record.
GAAAACUGUCUCAACUCGGAGGUGGUGGAGCAGAUCUACAAGAGGAACCCCAUCCUUCGCUACAGUCAUCACCCGCUGCACUCGCCGCUGCUGCCGCUGCCCUACGGAGACAUCCACCUCACCACGCUGAGAAACAGGAGCUACACGACGCUGCAGGAGGAGGCCCUCAAAGUCUUCAGCUCUCUGCAGCACCUGGAGGGCGUGGCCGACCCGGUGCCCAUCAUCCAGGGCAUCCUGCAGACCGGCCAGGAGCUCAAACCGCUGCGGGACGAGCUCUACUGCCAGCUGAUCAAGCAGACGACGCGGCCGCCGCAGCCAGGAAGCCCCGGGAACCUCUGCAGCUGGAAGAUCCUGGCCUGCAUGUGCUGCACCUUCAUCCCGACCAGGAGCAUCCUCCGAUACCUCAAGUUCCACCUGAAGAGGACUCGAGAGCUCCUCCCCGGUUCGGAGAUGGAUCGUUACGCCGCCUUCGCCCUGGAGUCUCUGAGGAAGACUCGAGCCAGAGAGAACGUCCCGUCGCAGGAGGAGAUCCGCUCCAUCGUGGCCCGGCAGGACAUGAGCACCACCGUUCACUGCCACGGAGGAGGAUCCUGCAAGAUCACCAUCAACUCGCACACAACAGCCGGAGAG